Molecule: messenger RNA, 2246 nt
Organism: Ectocarpus sp. CCAP 1310/34
Lineage: Eukaryota; Phaeophyceae; Ectocarpales; Ectocarpaceae
Source: the annotation of a GenBank genome assembly
UGGGCCAGCUCCCGCUCCGCCGCUACCUACAGCAGUAGCGCACACGGCCAGGACUACCCAGAGGAAGGGUAUGUCUUUGCGUGGGUCCAUCCAGGAAGCUUUCGGUUGACAAAAGUCUUUGCGCACGAACAAUCGGCUGCUGCUGGUUGUACAUCUCCGCCUCCUACGGCCACCCAUGAGCGACACCCUACAUCGACCAUCAUUCGCAGGGCAAUAUUACACAUACGCACAGGAAUUGCGGCACGCGGUCAAGAUGGUGGCACCUUCUAGCAACAAGCAGGAGGAGGGGUCCGUGGCGGCAACAAGCCCCAAGAAUGCCAACGCCAGCAAAGCCAAGGCGAAGAGCAGCAGCUCGAAGGGGAAACGACGAAAGUUGCCCAAGGCGGUCACCAAUCGAUCAGCAAACGAAACACCCGCCGGGGGAGGUGCAGCUAUCGCCAAGAAUCAGAGGAGCAGCAAUGGUAGCGGCAAGACCGCGAUGGAGGUCGAGGGCGACGGCAAGAUCAACAAGGAGGCAAAGGCCUUGAUCGAGCUGGAGAAGCCGAGACUGUGGCAGACUUUGGAGGAGCUAAGGGACCGCGCGAGAGACGUCGAAGAGAAAGUGGCGUCUCUCUCGGAGCGGGCACGGGAAGAAAUGGACGAGGAUCCUUGGCCGAGACAUGAGGGGGCUUCUUUCUUGGCGCUCAAGCAGACGCUGCUCCUGAGCUACUGCCGCGAGAUCUGCUCCUACGCGGCUGCCAAGGCGAGGGGCGAGGCCCUGGGAGGGGGGGGGGCAGCGGGGAGGCUGGUGGAGCUCCGGACGGUCAUGGAGAAGCUCAGGCCGAUGGACAGGAAGCUCAAGUACCAGACGGACAAGCUUUUGCGGGUGGCGGCAUCUGCCGGGGGCUCCGCGGACGGGGAAGUGGGAGGUAGCGGUGGCGACGACGAUCCCCUCAGUUUCAGGCCUCGCCCGGAGGGGAUGGCGCCGUGGGGCGAAGACCCCAGCACAGCGGCGGAAGACAGCGGAAUCGAUGCGGAAAGGUCGUCAUCAUCGGCAGGGCGAGGAGGGGAGGCGGACCAGGAGGGCCUAUACAGAGCACCGCGUCUGGCUUCGAUGCCCUACGACGAGGACGGUCUGUCGACCGGCGCCGCGAGGGGAGAGAAGAGACUGGAGCGUCGGAGAGACAAGCUGCGCCGCGGGGAGGUGAUGGAGACCCUUCGCGAAGAGUUCGGCGAACAGCCCGAGACUGUCAGGGCGGUGGGGAACGCCGGAGCCUCGGGUGUGUCGGAGGCUAAGAUGAAGAAGCUGCUGGAGGAGGACAAGGAGCGCCUCGACUUCGAAGAGGACCACAUGGUUCGCUUGACCGUUACGCGAAAGGCCAAGAAGGCGAGGGCGAGGAUGGAGAAGGACGCCGGCCGCCUGGAGACCAUCGCCGACGUCGGCAGCGCGGCCGACUUCAUUCGAGUCGCCAAGAACGCGGAUGGCUUUGGAGCUGAUAUGGAAGGCGGGGACGAUGAUGCCUUCGGGGGGGGCGCCGGCAGGGGAAGAAAAAAGCAGAAGGGGGGAGGGGGGGCUCUUGGUCGCGCCAUGGGAGCCGUGGGCGGGAGCAUGUCGGGGGGGGGCUACGCAGAAGGGGGCAACGGGAAGGGAAGGAAGAAGAAGCGCCGACGAUAAAAGACUUGCGCAUUUUGCUCGUUGUGGUGAUCGUCUUAUGUGGCACAUAAAUUUUACACGAUUCUGUCGAAUAACCAACGGAAUUUUGGGGUAGUGAAGGUGUGUUUGGACUUUGCUGAGGUCUGGGCUGCUGCAUCCCCCGCGGCCUACUCGUGGAAGGGAAAAUAUUCCGCAACUACGCCAGCAAAGGGGGUCCUUUUCUCUUCUAGUUUGUUGUCCUUGGAUUGGAACUAAUUACAUCGCCUCUGUGCAGCGGCUUGCAACCUACGGUUGUUCCGGUCACGCUUCCAGACUUCGACCAUGGAUGGGCAGAGAUCGUCGACGUGCCGUUCGGCCACACUAGGCUUUGAAACCUGAAGCGGACGGGGGUGGGCUCUGUGAAGUCGAUAGCUCUGAGCGUCCUUACCCUGCAGAUUCCGCUCGUUCACUCCGAUAACCGUUGAGAGAGGAGAGCACAGUUACUCUGGUUUUUAUCGUUUAGUAUGUUGGCGUUGAAACUUGCCAAAUGAUGGGCCAACAGCACCGGACACAUGGCGGCGUGGGAGCAGCGGCAGCAUCAGCAGAGUUGCUGUGUAGGUCUCUUCAUGCCGAG